AUGCUGCAGGAGAUUGAGGACGCCAAGACAGGGCCAGCGCCUCCGAACUACCCAGCAUGCAAGAUUUACUCCAAUAUAAAGCGUCUUCUCACAUCCUUCCGGGAGAAACUGCAAGCUGAAGACGUCAGUGAGCAGAAGGCCAAGGCCAAGAUGGAGGACAUGUUUAAGGACCUGAUCUGCGUGUCAGCCAAUGAGGUCCUCAGGGCGUUAGUGACCAGGAAGAGUCUGUAUGAAUGUUCCCCUGGUAAGGUUCAGGUGUCGCAGACAGGAGUCAAAGGUUCACUCAGCCACAUCUUUAGAAUCUUCGUCACAACCACGUCUACAGAAGAGUUCAUCGCUCUGGACAGAGUCAUAAAACUCCUCUGUACAGAAGUAACUCACAUGGUCAACUCUGUGCUGAAGGACAACUGUGGCUUUGAGCGUGUUCUGCUGGUGGGGCAGAAGGACUACUCCACACCACGGAGAACUCUGUGCCACAUUGCUGCUAAUGCACCAAUGUUCCUGCCCCACAUGACCUUCUCUGACCAGUGGGAAAAACUUCUAGAGGCCGAGAUUUCCAAAGGUCUCACAGAAAGAGAACUGAAAAGUGGGGUGCUGGACUCUGAGAACAAAGAGACUGAACAGGAGAGAGUGAUGUCCGAGUUCAGCGAGAGAAACCCUUCUCCCGGUCAACUUCAUGUCUCUGCAGAACCUCUUAUGGAGCAGAUAGAAGUAAAGCAGGAGAAAGGUGACAUUCUUUCACUUGGAGAACUCAUGCUCCAGUUUGAUUCCCUUGGUGCCCCCCACGAUGAGACUGAAACUCAGCUUAAAACUGAGCAGACCUCGUCUUGUGAACCAGUAAAGAACCAGGAACCAUCUCCUCAGAGCUGCUUGAACCAGGAACCAGCUCCUCAGAGCUGCUUGAACCAGGAACCAGCUCCUCAGAGCUCUUUGACUAAAGGUGGCCCAAAGAUGCGAAAGAAGCAGAAACCAGCCAAGGAUCUGCAGGGUGGGCUUGAAAAGCCAAAGACCCCGAUCGAAAGCUUUUCCACAAGCGAACGAGGAAACUCUCCCUCGAUAGCGCCUGCACAGGUGAGUUUAUCCAACACCGAGACUCAGCAGGUGGAAUCCAUCAGAAACACCCCACCCUCUGAUGAAUGA
Knipowitschia caucasica is the source of this 1140-nucleotide messenger RNA. NCBI's taxonomy places the organism in Eukaryota, Metazoa, Chordata, Actinopteri, Gobiiformes, Gobiidae. The record is from the annotation of a GenBank genome assembly.